AUAUAGUGAAUGCAGGGUCCGGGGAGACCGGAUAUAGUGAAUGCAGGGCCCGGGGAGACCGGAUAUAGUGAAUGCAUGGUCCGGGGAGACCAGAUAUAGUGAAUGCAGGGUCCGGGGAGACCAGUUAUAGUGAAUGCAGGGUCCGGGGAGACCAGAUAUGGUGAAUGCAGGGUUUAGUAACACUUUAAAUUGCUCUCAGCCUCCUCCAAAUCCCUUUUUUUUGCUGCUGUCAUCUGCCUUCCUGUUAGAUGGUGGCUACGUUCGUUCUCCACGGUCCCACUGUAUGUAGCGACAUAGCCACCCUUUCUUGUUUACUG
Molecule: messenger RNA, 317 nt
Organism: Staurois parvus
Lineage: Eukaryota; Metazoa; Chordata; Amphibia; Anura; Ranidae
Source: the annotation of a GenBank genome assembly